ACAGUUCAUGUUCCUUUUCUUCGGACGAGAAAUAUAUCGGAAAAAACAUCUCAUUGCAAAAUCAACUCUUCGUAAAUAAUUGAAAAUUAACAACAAUGGGUAAUGUCCUAAACAAUCCGAUAAAUGUGCCUAAUCCUGCGGAGAUCAAGGGUCCUCAUUGCAUGAAGGAUCCAACAUAUGAUCCGAAUUUUGGCUUUCCAUCAGGUCGUAAGGAGCGAGUUAUGAUUGCAACCCAAGCAGAAAUGGAAUCAGCUAAAAUUCCAAUCGAGGAACGCGAUUAUUGUGCACAUAAAUUAAUCGAAUACCGCGCCUGUCGUGCUGACGUAUUUCCAUUUGUGUAUAAAUGUCAUCAUGAGAAGCACGAUUAUCUUAAUUGUGAAUUCGAUGAUUACAUUCUUCGCAUGAAAGAAUUCGAACGGGAGAGACGACUAUUUGAACGCCAAAAUCGAAUCGAUAAACGUAACAGCGCUUAGGUGGCAUUUGUGUUAUUCAAUUCGUACAUACGAAUGUGUGGUAGUAACAUUUCUUUUUGCAAAUAAAAAAUUUCGUUCAAUUUA
Messenger RNA from Bradysia coprophila, 557 nucleotides. It is a transcript of the gene ND-B18, whose product is annotated as NADH dehydrogenase (ubiquinone) B18 subunit. The record is from RefSeq and is a predicted model, not a curated record. Gene Ontology annotation, cellular component: respiratory chain complex I; mitochondrion. NCBI's taxonomy places the organism in Eukaryota, Metazoa, Arthropoda, Insecta, Diptera, Sciaridae.